Molecule: messenger RNA, 1110 nt
Organism: Naegleria gruberi
Lineage: Eukaryota; Heterolobosea; Eutetramitea; Acrasida; Naegleriidae
Exons: 1
Coding region: 1-1110 (369 amino acids)
Source: RefSeq, a predicted model, not a curated record
AUGCAUUAUAGAGUGAAACAAUUUGAAAGAGAUCAAAGUAAUUUGUCAUGUCAAGGUCGGUACACAUUAGAGAUUAAGAAUGCAAUUUCUAUUCUUGAAAAGAAACAAGAGGAGCUCAAAAUUGCUCAUAAAGCAUUCUGGAAAGAGCUUACUAUUGAAAGGCCAAAUACAUCAAAGCUAGCCAAUUUAAACUCUCUUUCAGCAAAAUUAACUAGGUAUUGUGAUGAAAAUUUCGGAAUCUUGAUGAAGAAUUUCCCACAUGAUAAAACUGUUAUACGGCACUAUGCUAAAUAUGUGGAAUCCAUCAAGUUGGACAAGAACUUAUCAAGUCAACUGUUUGAAGAAGCGACAGUUCUAGAAGAAGAGGAAUCAAAGCAUUACAAACAACCUAACUUGAAACGAAAUUUAAGGUCAAGUUUGAGAAUCUACCCUGUUGAUAGAAAGGCCUUCAGAGAAGAUGAUGAUGAAAUUCUCACAAGCAAACAAGAUUUUGAAGGAAUAGAAAAUCUCUCAGAGAACAAAAAGGAAGAAGCUUUGCGAAAUGCUCUCAGCUCUCCUUACCAAUCCAAAAUAAGAACAAUUGCUUAUGCUUUCAUGUUCUCCUUAUGUAUUGCUACGGUGGUUGUUUGUUUUGCAUUAACUAAUUAUUAUCAAACAUUAUUGUCAAAAUCUCCUCUUAUUAAGGAUUCAUGUUAUAUCCAGAGUACUUAUGGUGGUUUAUUUAGAAAUUUGAGAAUGGCUCAGAUAGUUUGGGAGUUUUAUGAUGAUUUAAAAAGUCCAUUUCCAUUGGUUAAUACAACAGAAUACGAUAAUAUACAAUUGUUCAACAGCACCUUUAUGGAAAAGAUUGAACUAAAGAGAGAAGCGUUAAGAAAGUUGGAGGAGAACUCCAAUUCAGGCGUAUUUACACCUGGAAUGUUUACUGAUUUUACAAUAGAAGAUAAGCUUAUCAAUAUUCCACUCCCUAACGAUACAGGAAUAAGGAAAGAGUUUACUAACAUUUUUAAAAGAUAUGCUUCUACAAGAGAAGUAAACUCCGUCAUUUUGGAACACAUUGAAAAUUCAGUUAUGAAUGGAAAGAUGAAAUUUUAUGAAGUUGUAACGAGGUAA